AUGACCAAUUCAAGCAGCACUUCAGGAAACUACUGCAUUUACAGUGAAAUAAUACAAAAGCAAGUCCUUCCAUUGGCCUAUGGGAUCAUCUUUCUUGGAGGAAUCCUGUUAAAUGGAGUUGCAGCCUGGGUGUUCUUGCACAUUCCUAGCAAGACAAGCUUUAUCGUCUAUCUCAAGAACAUAGUCAUUGCUGACCUCAUCAUGAGCUUAACCUUCCCAUUUAAAAUUUUGGCUGAUUCAGAGUUUGGACCUUGGCAGCUCAAUGUCGUUGUCUGCCGAUUUUCUGCUGUUAUUUUUUACUUAAAUAUGUAUAUCAGUAUAUCAUUGUUUGGACUCAUAGGCUUUGACAGAUGCUACAAAGUGGUCAAACCUCAGUUCAUGGCUUCGAGUCAUGCCAUUCGGUGUAGCAAAAUAUUAUGUGCUGCCAUGUGGGUACUACAAAUGCUUAUAUCACUUCCCAACACUAUUCUAACUGAUAAAACCCCUACUAAAGCAUUGUCAAAGAAAUGCAUGGUGCUCAAAAGUAACCUUGGAGUCCAGUGGCACCAAGUUUCAACCUAUGUGUGUCUAGCAAUUUUUUGGAUUGUAUUUGUUCUCUUAAUAGUCUUCUACAGUUGCAUAGCAAGGAAGAUAUUUAUUUCCCAUCGGAAAUUCAGAAAAAAUUCCAGGCAGACAAAAAGAAAAACCAAUCGAAAUAUUUUCACAAUAAUGCUUGUAUUCAUCAUCUGUUUUGUUCCAUACCACAUUGGUAGAAUUCCAUACACAAUGAGUCAAACCACUGCACAAUACAACUGCAAAAUACAGGAAAUUCUGUUUUACAUAAAAGAACUCGCUCUGCUACUGUCAGCUGCAAAUGUUUGCCUAGAUCCUAUUAUUUAUGUCUUCCUUUGCCAACCUUUCAAGGAAAGAUUGUACCAAAAAUUGCACCUCAAGUUGAAGACAUCUGAAGAAUUUGAGAACUCUAGGUCAAGGAAAUCAAAUGCGAUUUGUGAAACAGUUGUUAUUUCAUAAAUUCUUAAGAGUAAGCUAUUUACA
Messenger RNA from Varanus komodoensis (Komodo dragon), 1035 nucleotides. It is a transcript of the gene P2RY14, whose product is annotated as purinergic receptor P2Y14. Gene Ontology annotation, cellular component: membrane. The coding region runs from base 1 to 1011 and encodes 336 amino acids. The record is from RefSeq and is a predicted model, not a curated record. Gene Ontology annotation, biological process: G protein-coupled receptor signaling pathway. Gene Ontology annotation, molecular function: G protein-coupled purinergic nucleotide receptor activity. The transcript has a single exon. Lineage: Eukaryota; Metazoa; Chordata; Lepidosauria; Squamata; Varanidae.